AUGUGGAAUCCGAAUUCAGUCGACAAUAGACAACUAGAGAAGCGUGUCAUAGUGGGCAGGGUGCGACCAACUUGGGCCCGGAAUCUUCCGGAAGCAAGAGAGGACGAUGAGAAGAAUGAACAGGAAGGUGUGAUGCCACACAGUGAACCACCGUCACCGACGGAACCAUGGGAACAGCAAACUAAACAAGAGGAUAAAUAUGACGUUUUCGGAAAAGUUAUGUUGCUUGGAGACAGCGGAGUGGGAAAAACAUGCAUGCUCGUGCGCUUCCGCGACGGGACGUUCCUCGCCGGAAACUACAUAUCAACCGUCGGCAUCGACUUCCGGAAUAAGGUGGUGACAGUCGACGGUGUCAAAGUAAAGUUGCAGAUUUGGGACACGGCCGGACAAGAGCGCUUUCGUAGCGUUACGCAUGCUUAUUACAGAGACGCACAUGGCAGAAUGUAUAUCUCUGGCGAGCAUUUAACAAUUUCAACAAAGGCAGCUCAUCUUAAAUUUCUUGGCACUAGCGAGGUUAAGGCUAUGCAUAUAGGAAGCAUGCUCUUCGUCUAUUUUUAAGUGGCAAUAUGCUAUUAACUACUGAUUAAGGUUUUAAAUUAUUAUAGCUGCGGACUUAUUGUGUACCAGUGUGUAAUGCACAUUACCUAAUUGUAGUAUGUUGCGAAUUGUGGAGACUUAUAAUUGGGUUUUUAUUUAUAAAUUUUACUUAUAAUUGGGUUUUUAUGUAUAUCUACAAGUCUUUCAACGAGUUAAUAAAUAAUAAGAUAUAUAAUUUAUGUUUAUUCUGCAGCCCUUCUAUUACUAUAUGAUGUGACCAAUAAGACGAGUUUCGACAACAUACGCGCUUGGCUAGGAGAAAUUCGAGAGUAUGCACAGGAUGAUGUCGUCAUCAUGUUAUUAGGUAACAAAUCCGAUAGCGGCUUAGAGAGAGCGGUGAGGAGGGAGGAGGGGCAGCGACUGGCGAGAGAGUACCAAGUCGCGUUUAUGGAGACAUCUGCGAAAACCGGACUCAACGUGGAAGCGGCAUUCGCUCAUGUGGCGCGCUCUCUAGUUGCCAAGGCGAAUCCAGUCGAUCCAUCCAGGCUGGCAGUGCGCGCGCAACCAACACAGGAGCCGCGUUCUUCGUGUCCGCCAUGUUCGUAAAUCGCGUGUCAAAUUAAAACAGCCAGCUGGGUCGACCGAAAGCUGUCAGAUGCGCGCCAAAUUUAAAAUUCGAAUUCAAGCGGACCAAAGAGUUAUAUUUGUCUGAACAAGCUCUCUUUAACGCGAGAGUAAUAGUGAGAAAGGCUGAAUUAAUAUUUGGCACUAGUAAUUAAAAAAAUACUCCCAAUUUUGAAUAUAAUAUUUAUAUUACAGUUUAUUUACACAAGAAUUAAGCAGAACUAAAUAAUAAGUUUUAGUCAACACAUAUUAAAUAUAAAAUUUAUUUUAAAUUAAUAUGUGCGUAUAUCAUUUUCAAACUAAGUAUUUUUAUGUUAAAAGCUAUAUUGUGUACUUUCUAUGAUUAUUUUACAUGAAUUUCAAAUGUACUUACUUGUAUAUUAGUACAGAAAAUUUUAUA
Molecule: messenger RNA, 1561 nt
Organism: Diatraea saccharalis (sugarcane borer)
Lineage: Eukaryota; Metazoa; Arthropoda; Insecta; Lepidoptera; Crambidae
Source: the annotation of a GenBank genome assembly